AUGUUCACGCAGGGACGUACCGCGAGCGCUGAGGCGCGCUGCUGCAGGCUAAGCAGCGACGGUGUAGGUUUCGUCACGGCGACGCUCGGUCUAUGGAGGGUGCGCCCGCUAAAGCAACUGGAUCUGCCGCGUGCCGGGCAGCGGUUGCAGCACGGCAAGACUUGCCCUGGUCGCGGUGUGAGGCUAGUUGUGGCCGAGCCGCGCCUCUUGCGCAGCUGUCGCUGCUGCGCGAACACGAACAGAUCACGAGACCUAGGCGCUGAGUACGCUCUCGAAAAGCAUGGUUUUGUUGAUGGAGCUAGAAAACUUGAGCCGGAGGCGAACAGUGUUUGUGCCCCAGCACCGCUAGGUCCCGUGGCACGCGACGAGCAGCGUGAACAUGUGCCCAAGUCAGUGGACAGCGGUACGACUCCGGAUGCGAGUUCCGGUGCGCAGCGUACGCCCGAGCGAACCGGCAGCUCGCGUCGUCGUCAGGCGAGAGCUGCAACGCUUCGUGUUGGCCAGUCUACGUCGGCAGUACCUGAUUCGCCGCUCCAAACCCCUUUGGAGGAAACUUUCGUUUCCGUGGAUAAUCGCCUGCCGGUACCAAACUGGGAGGCGAAGCACCCUGGCGGGCCUGGGCAAGCUCAUAUGCGUGAAACUACCUCUCCGAGCGCGAAAACACGUUCAAGUAAGAGUGUCCGGCCAGCUCGGCAACGUCAGUUGUCCAAUGCCGACCAACGACUCAGCCCAACAUCUCUGAAUGAUGCAGUUCACAAGUUGCCACAAGGAUCACGUCGAUCCCUCUCUACGAAUCCAUCCGCCGUAGUGAAUGCCCGGUGGGAACGCAUCCAGGACAGCGAACGUGCAGCGGAUGAUGACGGACCGAGCAUUCGGGAACUCGACUACAGUGAAGAUGAUCCUUCCGACAAUGAGCCGCUGGCGUGGGAGACAUAUCCCGAAACCCCUCGUGCGCGUUCCAGCGAGAGCAGUACCCUGCGCUGGUACUUGCGCAUGAUCGGACGUGUGGAUAUGCUCACCCCUGAGGAGGAAGUAUCGCUUUCACGUCAGAUUUCACGGCUUUUGCAUUGGGAGCGCAAGCGAAUCGAGCUCCACGGGGCACUGGAUCGAGCACCAACGGAUGAUGAACUCGCAGAGCAUCUCGGUGUCGACCCAGAGCGCUUUCGCAGGAACCUUGCCGAAGCACGGCGAGCGAAGGACCGUAUGGUAGCAGCGAACCUCCGACUCGUGGUGUCCAUUGCCAAGCGAUACAUGCGCAAAGGUCUGCCCCUGGAGGAUCUCAUCCAGGAGGGCUCGCUCGGCCUCAUUCGGGCGGCAGAAAAGUUCGACGACCGACGCGGAUGUCGUUUCAGCACCUACGCGACCUGGUGGGUGAAACAGAGCGUCAUGCGCGCGCUUGCGGACCAAGGUCGUAUCGUUCGGCUUCCUGUUCAUAUGCAUGAUCGCAUACUCGCCGUUCGCAAAGCCGCGCGCGACCUGAGCAUCGAACGGGGCUGCGAACCAACCGAAGCGGAUAUCUGUGAACGGUUGGGAAUAUCCCGGAAGCGCUUGCGUGAAUUGCGUUCGCUUGCAGUGCAGACCAUCUCGCUGGAAUCCUCGGUUCGGUUUGGGAACAACCAGUCUGGCUCGGAACGAGACCGCACAACCCUUGCGGAUUCGAUCGUGCAUGAAAGCGCUUCGCCUGAGGAGCAAAUUGAGCUGAGCAUGCUUCGUGAAGAUCUCGAGCGUUCCCUCCAGUUGCUGAAUCAUGUGGAAAUGAGGGUUGUGCGUUUGCGAUACGGUCUGGACUCGGGCAUUGCCAAGACAAUUGAUGAAGUAGGUGCGCUGGUGCGUUUACCGCGUGAAGAGGUUAGAGCGAUAGAGAAUGCUGCGUUUCGAAAACUGCGUCAUACUAGUGGUCUAGUCGGCUUGAAGGAUUAUAUUUCCUCGCUGAACACAAGCGCACUGUAA
Cyanidioschyzon merolae strain 10D is the source of this 1950-nucleotide messenger RNA. Its product is annotated as sigma subunit for chloroplast RNA polymerase. Gene Ontology annotation, molecular function: sigma factor activity; DNA binding. The record is from RefSeq and is a predicted model, not a curated record. Lineage: Eukaryota; Rhodophyta; Bangiophyceae; Cyanidiales; Cyanidiaceae. Gene Ontology annotation, biological process: DNA-templated transcription initiation; regulation of DNA-templated transcription. The transcript has a single exon. Bases 1 to 1950 code for a protein of 649 amino acids.